Molecule: messenger RNA, 1350 nt
Organism: Blepharisma stoltei
Lineage: Eukaryota; Ciliophora; Heterotrichea; Heterotrichida; Blepharismidae
Source: the annotation of a GenBank genome assembly
AUGAUAAAUGUGAUAAAAGACUAUUAUAAGAUUGAUAUUUUUGGACCAUCUACUUGCGCACUUUUAAUAUCCUUAAAUAAAAAUACCUUUGGAUAUAUAACUUCCAUGAACGAAAAAAUGAUCCAUUAUUUAAAAGUUCCCACCUACAGAAAUGCAGAGUAUAAAUUCAUUGACUUUAUUCCAUGGCCUUAUAACAACUACCACUUAGAAUAUUUACGAAAAUUUUAUAACUCUUGCUCGACAACAUUUAUUCCACUUCCUGAAAAAUUGUUUAUGCAAGAUUACCAAGGCUAUUUGAUUGAGUGCAAGAUGACUGCAACUGUGACUACCUCAAGUGACGACGCUUAUGUGCUUCUUUUACUUUUACCAACAAAAUCUUCAAGACAAACAGUUUUACUGUCAGAAAACGGGAUAAUUUUAACCUUCUCACAAAUGGUUCCAAAAUUAUUCAACACUGGCAAUAAAAAGAUUGCCAAAGGCGAGCUUAUUACUGAUUUUUUACCACAGUUUUGAGGAUGGUCUACACAUGAGCCGCAUUUUUUAAUAUUUAAUGGAAGAAUGCUGGUAUUUUAUUAUAACCAAGUGAAUUUUAUGUCUUCAACUCUCCAUAUUUUAACGAUAUUUCAUGAUAGUGAAGAAAUAGAAUUGAUAAGAAAAGGAUACUCAUUUGAAAAUAUUAUAGAAUAUUCUUACAGGGAAAAUGAUAUAUUAAAAGAGUUAGAAUUAGAAAAAGAAAAAGACUAUUUAAAGGUAGAUCUUAAAAAUACGAGAGCAAAUUUUGAUAAUGAAUAUAAUGGUUCUUCUAGCAGUUCUAGUAGCAGAAUGCUGCUUUCAUCCCAAAGACUUAUAUGGAAUUCAGCAUCUUCUGCAAAUGGGAAAAAAAUGUCAAAAAAAUUUGCUAAAAAUUCAGAAAAAACAUUAAAAAUUUUCAAAUAUGUUUUGAUUAUAUCAAUAAUCGCUAUUAUUCUUACUUAUGUAGCAAUUAUUAUUUUGGUUUAUUUAACAGUGUCGCAUGAAGUAUCGUUAAAAACUAUCAAGCAUUUAGGUGAUAUUUUAUUUGAAAUUAGCUCAUAUUGCACACUCGUACGCACGAUUGAUGCUGGAGUUGCUGAUAAUUUAUAUAAUCUUUCAAGGGAUUUAUCAUUAUUUAGCCAAGGAAUAAACAAUUUAGUUCAUUUAAAAGACUCAUUAUUAGAUGAUUAUGAUCAAUGAAGCUAUUGCUCAAGUUCUAAAAUUGUGAUUGAAGAAACAAUUCCAGCUUGAUAUUUUAAUGCAAGACAGCCAUAUUUAAAAACGCUCAAUCUUUAUAAUAUGAUCGAUGAAUUUAUAAGCCAUGUAAUUUUCAUUUAG